CUAUCUACAAAUUGGUCAUUUUGACUCAUUUCUGCGGAUGGAAAGCUUUGAAAAUACAAAAUUAAUUUUCUUCCUUCUUCAUCUCCUUCCUUAGUUGGCUUCCGUUUUCGUUAAUGGGGAUUUCCCAUUCCUAUUUUCUAGAGAACCAGAAGUAUUAGUGAGAGAGAGAGAGAGAGAGUGAAGAUGCCAGCAGUUUGGUUCUCCUUAAGGAAAUCGCUCCAUUGUAGGUCGGGCCCAUCAGAUGUGCAUGAGCCAAAGGUCAACAACAAUGGAGGUAAUAGUUUAAGCAACAUAUUAACAAAGAAAUCAGGAUGGUCGGGCUGUUCAAGAUCAAUCUCAAAUCUAAAAGACGUUAUUCAUGGCGGCAGCAAAAGAUACAUGGAAAAGGCUCCAUCUUGCAGCCCAAGAUCCAUCGGUAGCAGUGAUUUUCUCAACCCAAUAACCCACGAAGUUGUCUUCAACAACUCCGCCUGUGAAAUUAAAAUCACAACCUUGAUUGGUACCCAAGAAGGCGCCGUGGGUACCGUAAAACCUGGUACACCUGGUCCUAGGAGAAGAAGUGUGUCUGGGCUCGAUGCGAUGAUUCCUCCAAGACCCAGGGCUUCUUUUGGGAAAGACUGGCCGCCUUCCCCUGUUUUUUCAUCUUCUUUGCUUCAACACUGUCAUAAGUGUGGCGAGAAGUUUGCAAAAUGGGAAGAUGUUGAAUCACACCAUCUCUCCAAACAUGCUGUGACGGAGCUGAUUGAAGGAGACUCGUCAAGGAAGAUAGUGGAGAUGAUAUGUAGAACAGGUUGGAUAAAAUCAGCUCAAAGCUGCGGUCAGAUGGAGAGGAUAUUGAAAGUUCACAAUAUGCAAAACACGAUAGCUCAAUUCGAAGAAUACAGAGAGACGGUGAAGAUUAAAGCCAGUAAGUUGCAGAAGAAGCAUCCUCGCUGUCUAGCCGAUGGGAACGAACUCUUGAGGUUUUACGGGACGACAAUGGAAUGUUCUCUGGGUGAGAAUGGAUCGUCAAGCAUAUGCGUUUCAGAGGAAUGCAAUGUUUGUCAAAUCUUGAAAAAUGGGUUCAGGUCAAAGAAAGAAUCCGGCGGGUUUAGUGGCGUUUUUACAACGUCAACGAGCGGUAGAGCUUUGGAAAUUAGAAAUAAUGAGAAGAGGAAGGCAUUGGUUGUAUGCAGAGUGAUUGCUGGGAGAGUACACAGGCCAUUGGAGAAUGAUAAUGAAAUGGUUGGGCAAAUUGGGUUUGAUUCAGUUGCAGGAAAGAUGGGCGUUUAUUCAAACAUUGAGGAACUCUAUUUGCUUAGCACUAAGGCUCUUCUCCCCUGUUUUGUUGUUAUAUUCAAACCCUAAAAUGCAUGUUUAGUUCUUCAUCCAUCUUCUUUUCUUCAUCUAAUUGUCAAUCUUUAUUUAUUGUUAUUAAUUGAAAUGCAACAAAAUGUCAUUUUUCUUCGUACCCAA
Messenger RNA from Impatiens glandulifera, 1455 nucleotides. RefSeq lists its product as uncharacterized. NCBI's taxonomy places the organism in Eukaryota, Viridiplantae, Streptophyta, Magnoliopsida, Ericales, Balsaminaceae. The record is from RefSeq and is a predicted model, not a curated record. Bases 184 to 1347 code for a protein of 387 amino acids. The transcript is spliced from 2 exons.